Molecule: messenger RNA, 1196 nt
Organism: Cydia splendana
Lineage: Eukaryota; Metazoa; Arthropoda; Insecta; Lepidoptera; Tortricidae
Exons: 4
Coding region: 1-1170 (389 amino acids)
Biological process (GO): sensory perception of smell; detection of chemical stimulus involved in sensory perception of smell
Cellular component (GO): plasma membrane
Molecular function (GO): olfactory receptor activity; odorant binding
Source: RefSeq, a predicted model, not a curated record
AUGCAGUGUUUUAGCCGAGCACAGAACGGUUUCCAACGGCUGAAGAAACGACUGCGAGAAAACAGCUUCGACAACCUCGUGAGUCUCGUAAUGGUCAUGCCCAGCCUGGUCGGAUUUGAGAUCACCAGAAGGAAAAUAUCCGUUCCUUUUUGGAUCAUACAUCUAUCGCUUCUUACCUAUGUGUACGGUAUGGGUAGCCUGGUGUACCAGGCCAAACAUGCGCGAGCAGCCAGUGACUUCAUCAAGAGUUUCGUCAACGUCUCCAUCUUAGUGCUUACGGCGAACAACAGCUACUGGUGGCUAACUCACAGGGAUCUAUUAAGGAAUGUACUACGAAAGGCUAAUGAGAGUGAUAAGAGCACUAUCCAAGCCGGACUGUUCGUCGACAAGCACCGGCACUCCUUAUGCAUGAUCAAACGGAUUUUGUUUAUUUUCUACUUUAUCAAUUUAACCAAUGAGUUUACGUCAUAUUUGCCGAAACGUGCUGACUUGAACGAAAAAACCUUCUCAAUGACACCUUGCGUUGGACUCAAGCCACUGACGUCCUCUCCACAACGUGAAGUCUGUAUAAUGCUGACAUCCCUUCAGGAAUUAACGAUCGUUAUCGUUGUACUAAACUUCCAGACAAUGAUGCUCUUGCUCAUAGCGCAUACUUCUGCCAUGUAUCAACUGCUCUCUGAUGAAAUCAUGACAUUUAAUACUUUACUUACCGAUCCGAGUAACUACGAUUUAGUAAAAGAAAGACUAGGCGCCAUUAUAAAGCGACACAUUCUCACUUUAGAUAUUAUAAAAGACAUCAGAAUUUUAUACAGCAUACCGAUGGGAAUCAACUUUGGUUCGAAUGCGGUAUGCAUGUGCUUUUUCUUCUUUUUGGAACCUGAAGAAUAUUUUAAUUUUAUGCCGAUAUCUAUGUAUUGUUUCAUCGUAUUUUUCUUAUACUGUUUCCUUGGGCAGCGGCUGACGAAUGCCGCGGAGGUGUUUUCUCGAGCUGUGUACAGUUGUGGCUGGGAAAUGAUGGAUAUUAAGGAACGAACAGCUAUAUCUAUAAUGCUUCUGCAGUCCCAGAAAGAUGUGGACUUACUUGCAGCUGAUUUGAUCCCAGUCAACAUGCUCACUUUUGCAAGCACGUCACAGGGCAUAUAUAAGUUUGUUACUGUUUUUAAAUUGUAGAGCAAGUAGACAACUGCCAAUAACUG